UUCAACGGAGCGACACGUGGUUUGUGGUCCCGCGAGUUAAAAAAAAAAAGCGGAGGAGAGAGCUCCGCACAGCGAGAGGCUUCCAGAGCAAACGCACCAUGUCUCUGUACCGCAACUGCGCCUGGUUCCUGAAGGGAAUGACCGAGUUCACCAGGAGCGCCUUCCUGACGGCUUCCAAGAGGUUCGUGGAGAAGGACCUGGAGGUGGCGGUGGCGGGGCGCGCCUUCAUGAUAACGGGGGCCAACAGCGGCAUCGGGAAGGCGACCGCCAUGGCCAUCGCCAAGAAAGGCGGAACGAUCCACAUGGUGUGCAGGAACAAGGACAAGGCCGAGGAGGCGCGGGCCGAUAUCGUCAAGGAGACCGGAAAUAAAGAGGUGUACGUCCACAUCCUGGACCUGACGGAGACCAGGAAGGUCGGGGAGUUCGCCGAGGCCUUCAAGAGGAAGUACAAGGCCCUCAACGUGCUGAUCAACAACGCCGGCGCCAUCAUGAGUGAGAGGGACGUGAACGCCGAGGGGCUCGAGAAAAGCUUCGCCUCCAACGUCCUCGGGGUUUACAUUCUCACCAAGGGUCUCAUUCCCUUGAUGGAGAAGAGCGCCGAUCCCCGAGUGAUCACGGUGUCUUCGGGAGGGAUGUUGGUGCAAAAGCUCAGGACGGGAAACCUGCAGUCAGAGAGGGGCCGCUACGACGCCACCAUGGUCUACGCCCAGCACAAAAGGCAGCAGGUGGUGAUGACGGAGCAGCUGGCCAAGACUCACACUAACAUCCACUUCUCCGUCAUGCACCCCGGCUGGGUCGACACUCCAGCGGUGGCCAACGCCAUGCCGGACUUCCACCGCUCCAUGAAGGACAGCCUGCGGGCCCCCGAGCAGGGCGCCGACACCGCGGUCUGGCUGUCUAUCGCCGAGGCCCCGCCCACCAACCCCAGCGGCCUGUUCUACCAAGACCGGAGGGUGGUGUCCCCCCACCUGCCGCUGGCCUGGACCCGCAGCUCCCCGCUGGAGGAGCAGAAGUUCAUGUCCCUGCUGGAGGACCUGGCCAAGACCUUCCAGCCGCACUGAAGCGGCAACACCUCCGGUCCAACGCCGACUCCAGGCCGGGCUUGGCCCCGCCCCGCCCCCCCACCCCCCGGGGACUUAACACGCCGCCCGCGUCGCGCCCCCAUCCGCGUGACACGCAGCGGAGGACGGGGGCAACGUCUAUAAACGCUUUAUAACUAUUUUUAUAACACGUUUCCUGAGGAUUUAAGAGUGUUUUUAUUCCCCCUUAAAUGAGCUUUCAAACCUUUGUCUAAAAUGCACUGUGACUUUAAGAGAGCUGUCAAUCAGAUGGGAAUCUGAUGAGACCAAAGUCCCUCCCACGCACUGCAUCCUUCAUAAUUCUAUUUACUGUGUGUUUCUCAGAGCUCUCUGUUCGCCGUGUGCCUUUAAAAGAAUAAAACAAAGAGAUAAAACUUAAAGCAACAACUGAAAAACUGUCUGAGCUGAUGUUGUAAAUGUCUGCUUGAAUAAAGAAACUUACACAUUU
Pungitius pungitius (ninespine stickleback) is the source of this 1527-nucleotide messenger RNA. It is a transcript of the gene dhrs12la, whose product is annotated as dehydrogenase/reductase 12-like a. The transcript is spliced from 10 exons. Lineage: Eukaryota; Metazoa; Chordata; Actinopteri; Perciformes; Gasterosteidae. The record is from RefSeq and is a predicted model, not a curated record. The coding region runs from base 99 to 1061 and encodes 320 amino acids.